AUUAGCGACGCCUUCGCUCCGCCUUUCCACACAUCAGCCCUCAUCAGAGCGGUCAACCGUCGACCUUGAUCACGGAGGAAGCCAAUACUGCCCUUCCAAAACCUCAAUCGGUAAGUUUGCCUCGCCAAACCUUGAACACAUCACAUGUGCCCUAGCAGAGUCUCUCCAUGGGCCGCGCGGAAUCCCUGAGAGACAAGGGAGCAAACACCCUUAUAAAAACAGUCUACUUUUCACGUCAACCUCUGCCAUUUAGCGAUUCCACCAGCAUAGAUUCUGUGCUUGGGCAUUGAGAAAACGAGCGCUCCAUCUCUACACCCUUCGUUCGUAAAGAACGAACAAGAGACGACGCCAUGGCUCCCGACGACAAAAUCAACUCCACGCCCGCGUUCGAGACGCUCACGCCCGUGUCGACCAUCAAUGCGCCGGAAAAGGUCGCCCUAUCUAGCACGACGACAGCUUGCGACCCCACGGCCGACCGCUCGCCUCGCACCAGCAAGGACACCGACAAGGGCUCGAACCCCUUCGAGACGGACAUUGAGGCCAUGGAAAUCAUGGACACCCAGCAGCCAUGCGUGUCCCGAAGCCCCCUGUCCAAGGACAAGCACAACCCCAACUGCACAGUCUGGCCCGGCAAAGACCAUUGGAAGCAAAAGGCCAAGGCCGCCAAGAAGAAGCGCAGCUGCGCCCUGUUCGCCGGCAUGAGCAAGCGCAACCGCAUCAUUAGCAAGAUCCUCCUCGUCCUGCUCGUGGUCGGCAUCGCCGUCGGCGUCGGCUUUGGCGUCAGCAAGCCACUGGGCGCGCCCAUCUGGGGGAACCCCGACAACCACUGAGCGCCGCCGCGCCCGAUGGCACCACUAUCACGGCGUUGAUCUCUGGUUCUGUUGUCUCACACCACGUUUGCCUUGUUGGUUCGGCAUGUUUACGCAUUUCAAGCAUCAACCUAUAGACGAGGCUGGAUCUUGCGCGCGCGAGGCACUCCAAGCCCCUCACAUCGUCCUGGCACGGCAGAUCUGGCCGAAUUAGAUUUCGCAAAGCGACUUUUUUGGGCACAGCACCAAAGUUUGGGUAUUGUUUCCUUUUUUAGGAUUACGUGGCUUUUCUUUUUUUUUUUUUUUUUUUUUUUUUUCUUGAUUGGGUUUCAGCACCGGCGAGCGACCGGCGCGUCUAUAACACUCGCUUCAGGGGCGUAUCAGGCGUUCGAGAGAGCAUACACAGGAAUACCUUCCUGCC
Messenger RNA from Emericellopsis atlantica, 1230 nucleotides. RefSeq lists its product as uncharacterized. The record is from RefSeq and is a predicted model, not a curated record. The transcript has 2 exons. NCBI's taxonomy places the organism in Eukaryota, Fungi, Ascomycota, Sordariomycetes, Hypocreales, Bionectriaceae. Bases 351 to 830 code for a protein of 159 amino acids.